AUAUAAUUGCUUGAAUCCAGGAGGUGGAGGUUGCAGUGAGCCAAGAUUGCGCCACUGCACUCCAGCCUGGGCAACAGAGCGAGACUCCAUCUAAAAAAAAAAGUACAAUGAAUAGCUGGGUGGAAAAGAUGCAUGGGGCAAGGCAUGUAGGAGGGGGUUCAGAGCCUCCAGGCCCUCCCUGGGCUUGCCACCUUCCAGGUACCCCCAUGUGUUCACAGCAGCUGGAAGCUUUUCAAAUCCUGUCCUUUUAAAAAAAUUAUUCAUAUAUAAUAGUUGUACAUGUUUUGGGGUACACGUGAUAUUUUGAUACCUAUAUACAAUAUGUAAUGAUCGAAUCAGGGUGACUGGGGUGUUUAUCACCUCAAACAUUUAUCUUUGUGUUGGGAACAUUACAAUUCUAUUUUGAAAUAUACAAUAAAUUAUGGUUAACUAUAAAUUUCCCUACUGUACUGUCGAAUACAACAACUUAUUCCUUCUAUCUAAACUGCAUUCUUUUGGGUUUCUAUGGAGUCUUCAUAUAGAGGCAUGAUUGAUGACCUCAUUGGCCACUGGUGAUCAAUUCAACCUUCAGUCCCUGUCUCCUUCCAGAGGUAGGGAGUGGGGCUGAAAGUGCCAACCUCCAAGCACAAGUUUGGCUCCCCUGGUAACCAGCCCCCAUUCAGGAGCCUCAGCCAUCAGUCAUCUCAUUAGCAUAUAAAAAGACACCACUUCAGAGUUUCCAAGGGUUCUAGAAGUCGUGUGCCAGGAAGCCAGGGCAGAAACAGGAUAUAUAUCUCUUAUUAUGUCGCAGAGUCCAGUAAAAUACGUUAGCUGGACCACUUAUUAUCCCUCUUAGUGAAACAAAAGUAGUAAUUAACAGUUAAUUUUACACAGCAGCUUUAAUAAGCACUUGAUAGUUUCUGUAAAAUAAUUUAUUGGGUUUUUCCCUAUUGUAAAAGUAAUAUAUAUAAAAGAAACCUUAGAAAGUUAGGCAAGAACAUAAAAACCACCUGUAUCCUACUUUGCUGAGAUAACUAUUACUCUUGUGCUGUUUAUCUUUCCUUCCAGACAUUUUUUGCAUACUUACAUAUAAAUAGGACCUUGCAGUACUCAUCACUUAACAAGAAGUCACGACAGAUUUGCGCAGCCUGCCGGGGGAGUGGGUGGGGUAAUGGUACAUGGCUUCUUCACCCUCAGUCCCUGGAUUUUUCAGGUGGCUUCUCUUCCUGAUCUCAAAGCCACACUCCAGCUAAGAAAAGUCUGGUGAAGACAGUGAAGAAGUUCGGAACUCAGCAAGGGUGGGGAAGAAGAUGCAGGAUAGAGGUGGAUGGAGUGGAUUCCAUGAACAGGUGGAGGUGCUGGAAGGGAAACAGUGCUGGCCUGGCCAGGUCUCCACAACUCUGCCUCCUUUGACAGGCAUGGCCCUUUCGGUGUUGGUGCUCCUGCUUCUGGCUGUACUGUAUGAAGCCAUCAAGGUUGGCAAAGCCAAGCUGCUCAACCAGGUACUGGUGAACCUGCCAACCUCCAUCAGCCAGCAGACCAUCGCAGAGACAGACGGGGACUCUGCAGGCUCAGAUUCAUUCCCUGUUGGCAGAACCCACCACAGGUGGUAUUUGUGUCACUUUGGCCAGUCUCUAAUCCAUGUCAUCCAGGUGGUCAUCGGCUACUUCAUCAUGCUGGCCGUAAUGUCCUACAACACCUGGAUUUUCCUUGGUGUGGUCUUGGGCUCUGCUGUGGGCUACUACCUAGCUUACCCACUUCUCAGCACAGCUUAGCUGGAGCAUCGCCCAUUGGACUUCCUGACCUCUUCUGUCUUUGAGGGACAAAGACCAAGCUAGAUCCUUUUUCUCACCUUUCUGCCUUUCGAACACAUGAAGAUCAUCUCGUCUAUGGAUCAUGUUGACAAACUAAGUAUUUUUUAUUUUUCCCAUUGAACUCCUAGUCGGCAAUUUUGCACAUUCAUACAAAAAAAUUUUUAAUGAAAUGAUUUCAUUUUAUUCAUGAUGGAUGGCAGCAACUGCUGAGACCUAUUUCCCUUUCUUGGGGGGAGAAUAAGUGACAGCUGAUUAAAGGCAGAGAGACACAGGACUGCUUUCAGGCUCCUGGUUUAUUCUCUGAUCGACUGAGCUCCUUCCACCAGAAGGCACUGCCUGCAGGAAGAAGAUGAUCUGAUGGCCGUGGGUGUCUGGGAAGCUCUUCGUGGCCUCAAUGCCCUCCUUUAUCCUCAUCUUUCUUCUAUGCAGAACAAAGAGCUGCAUCUAAUAAUGUUCAAUACUUAAUAUUCUCUAUUUAUUACUUACUGCUUACUCGUAAUGAUCUAGUGGGGAAACAUGAUUCAUUCACUUAAAAUACUGAUUAAGCCAUGGCAGGUACUGACUGAAGAUGCAAUCCAACCAAAGCCAUUACAUUUUUUGAGUUAGAUGGGACUCUCUGGAUAGUUGAACCUCUUCACUUUAUAAAAAAGGAAAGAGAGAAAAUCACUGCUGUAUACUAAAUACCUCACAGAUUAGAUGAAAAGAUGGUUGUAAGCUUUGGGAAUUAAAAACAAAUACGUUUUAGUAAAUAUAUAUUUUUAAAUAGUC
This is a messenger RNA of Gorilla gorilla gorilla (western lowland gorilla), 2561 nucleotides long. RefSeq names its product solute carrier family 31 member 2 (gene SLC31A2). Gene Ontology annotation, cellular component: membrane. Gene Ontology annotation, biological process: copper ion transmembrane transport. The transcript has 3 exons. The record is from RefSeq and is a predicted model, not a curated record. NCBI's taxonomy places the organism in Eukaryota, Metazoa, Chordata, Mammalia, Primates, Hominidae. Gene Ontology annotation, molecular function: copper ion transmembrane transporter activity. Bases 1290 to 1754 code for a protein of 154 amino acids.